This is a messenger RNA of Durio zibethinus, 1815 nucleotides long. Its product is annotated as O-Glycosyl hydrolases family 17 protein. The record is from RefSeq and is a predicted model, not a curated record. NCBI's taxonomy places the organism in Eukaryota, Viridiplantae, Streptophyta, Magnoliopsida, Malvales, Malvaceae. Gene Ontology annotation, molecular function: hydrolase activity, hydrolyzing O-glycosyl compounds. Gene Ontology annotation, biological process: carbohydrate metabolic process.
AUGCCUCCAAAUCUCUUCGUAUUCUUUCUCUUCCUCACCAUUCCAUGCCUCCUUGGCUCUACAGCUGGAGCCAUAGGCGUCAUCUGGGGUACCAUGUCUUCCCACCCUCUCCCACCUUCCAAGGUUGUUGAACUCUUGAAGUCCAACAACGUUUCCAAGGUCAAGCUCUUCGAUGCUGACCCACUUGUGCUACAAGCUCUCUCUGGCUCCAACCUUGUUGUCACCGUGGGCAUCCCCAACUCCAUGCUCAAAACUUUUAACUCCUCCAGGAAAGCUGCGGAGAGUUGGGUCCAUGAUAAUGUCACCCGCUACUUUUCUCAUGGUGGAGCUGGAGUUCGAAUUGAGUAUGUUGCUGUUGGAGAUGAACCAUUUCUCCAAAGUUAUGGUGAGCAGUUUCACCCUUUUGUCAUUGGAGCAGCGAUGAACAUCCAAGCAGCUUUAACAAAAGCAAACUUGGCUAGCGAAGUGAAAGUUGUUGUUCCAUGUAGUUUUGAUACCUUUGUGUCAGAGUCCAGCCUGCCUUCAAAAGGACACUUCAGGACUGACCUCAAUAAAACCAUGAUUCAACUACUUACAUUUCUCAGCAAGCAUCAUUCUCCUUUCUUCGUGACUAUUUCUCCAUUUAUAAGUUUCCAACAGAACAAGAACAUCUCCCUUGACUUUACUCUUUUCAAAGAAAAUGUGCGUCCUCAUAAUGACAGUCAUAGAACUUACAAAAACAGCUUCGACUUAAGCUAUGAUACCCUUGUUACUGCAUUAUCAAAGAUUGGGUUUCCAGAAAUGGGCAUUGUUGUUGCACGCAUUGGUUGGCCUACUGAUGGAGCACCCAAUGCCACCUCAUCUAUUGCUGAAACGUUUAUGAAGGGCCUCGUUGAUCACCUUCAUAGCAAAACAGGAACUCCUCUUAGACCUCGGAAUCCACCAAUAGAAACAUUUAUAUUUAGCUUCUUAGAUGAGGACCAAAGAAGCAUAACCUCUGGAAAUUUUGAGCGACAUUGGGGCGUGUUCACUUUUGAUGGCCAAGCCAAGUACCAUUUUAACUUUGGCCUGGGCUCAAAAAACCUUGUGAAUGCUCAAUUUGUUGAAUACCUUCCUUCAAAAUGGUGUGUCAUGAACAACAACAAAGAUAUGUCAAAUGCAACUGCAAGUGCUUUGGAGGCGUGUUCUAUAUCUGAUUGUACUGCACUGUCUCCUGGUGGUUCCUGUUCCAAUAUCGGUUGGCCUGGUAAUAUAUCAUAUGCAUUUAAUAGCUACUAUCAGCAGCAUGAUCAAAGGGCAGAUAGCUGUGAUUUUGGGGGAUUGGGUCUCAUCACCACUGUUGAUCCGUCGGUUGAUAACUGCAGAUUUUUUAUUGAACUUCAAACCUCUCAUUCAACUUCUGUUCACGAGGCGUAUCUCUUUCUGUGGAUAAUAUUGCUGAUGGCCUACUUUUUUUCAUGCUUAUUGGGUUUCAUGCAGUAGCUAGAGAGGCUUUUAAAUUCAACGGGCUUAUUGCUGUGGUAUUUGUUGUGCAUGGAUUAUAUUAGCAGCAAAACUUUGUUUGUUGCUAAUUUUCAGUUGAAAGAGGAGGAUGGAUGGAAAUUAAAUUGACCUCCAAUUUUGUCUAUUGGCAGUUCAUUUUGGACCUUCGAGGUUCUUUCUGUUCGAAAUGUUAGUUCCUUUGAUUUCAAAAUUUUCUAGUCAAAGUAUAGCAUCAAAGUGAUGAUUGACAUCAAAGAUUGGAACAUUGAACAUUCCCUUUUUUAGCUGAUCUGUGGGAUCAACCAUGUAUUAUGUAUCCUUUUUAGUCUGUUUCACAGUUUUGCAAACAGAGAA